Pleuronectes platessa (European plaice) is the source of this 6074-nucleotide messenger RNA. It is a transcript of the gene map1b, whose product is annotated as microtubule-associated protein 1B. The transcript is spliced from 5 exons. Gene Ontology annotation, molecular function: actin binding; microtubule binding. Gene Ontology annotation, biological process: microtubule cytoskeleton organization; axonogenesis; regulation of microtubule depolymerization. NCBI's taxonomy places the organism in Eukaryota, Metazoa, Chordata, Actinopteri, Pleuronectiformes, Pleuronectidae. The record is from RefSeq and is a predicted model, not a curated record. The coding region runs from base 93 to 5870 and encodes 1925 amino acids. Gene Ontology annotation, cellular component: neuronal cell body; dendrite; microtubule associated complex.
GACAGAGAAUUCUUCACCAUAAAAGUAAUGUCCUGGAAACAGUGGUACUCAUCAACCCGUCAGACGAAGCAGUCAGUACUGAGGUUCGUCUGAUGAUCUCAGACACUGCCAGACACAAGCUGCUGGUUCUCUCAGGCCAAUGCCUUGAAAAGACAGGAGAGCUGAUUCUUCAGUCUGGAUCUUUCUCUUUCUCCAACUUCAUAGACAUAUUCACCGACCAAGAGAUUGGUGAAUUGCUCAGCACCAUUCACCCGGAGAACAAAGCUAUCCUUACACUCUUCUGCCCCGAACACGGCGACUGGAAAAACUCCAACUUGGACAAACACAACCUGCAGGAUUUCAUUAACAUGAAACUAAACUCCACUCUCAUACUCCCUGUAAUGGAGGGGCUCUCAGAAUUCACAGAGUAUUUGUCCGAGUCAGUAGAGAUCCCGUCUCCAUUCGACAUGUUAGAACCGCCGACCUCUGGUGGAUUCCUCAAACUCUCCAAACCGUGCUGUUACAUUUUCCCUGGCGGUCGCGGUGACUCGGCUCUCUUUGCUGUAAAUGGCUUCAACAUGCUCAUUAAUGGCGGCUCCGACAGGAAGUCGUGCUUCUGGAAACUGGUGAGACAUCUGGACCGGGUGGACUCCAUCCUCCUCACCCACAUCGGUGACGACAACCUGCCCGGCAUCAACAGUAUGCUGCAGAGGAAAAUUGUAGAGGCCGAGGAGGAACAGUCGCAGGGUUCCACAGCUAACAGUGACUGGGUGAAGAACAUGAUUUCCCCAGAUAUCGGCGUUGUGUUUGUGAAUCUCCCUGAGAGCCUGGAUAACCCUGCACCUAAUUAUAGAGUGCGGAGGAACGUCGAGGAGGCGGCGUCGACCCAACAGUUCCUCACCAAGCUAAAUUUGAGAAUAGAGCCUUUGCAAAGUCCUGUUGGAAACACAAUAGAACCGAUCAUACUGUUUCAGAAAAUGGGUGUAGGGAAGCUUGAGAUGUAUGUGCUUAAUCCUUCAAAGAACAGCAAGGAGAUGCAGCACUUUAUGAAGCAGUGGACAGGUAGUGAAAAAGACACAGCUUCUAUUUUACUGCCAAACGGAAAAGAGUCUCAGUUCCCUGUCAAUCAUUUGACGUCUAUCUCUUCGCUCAUUGUCUGGCACCCUGCUAAUCCCGCAGAUAAGGUAGUGCGUGUUCUCUUUCCUGGAAAUACCACCCAGCGCCACGUCUUUGAAGGUUUAGAGAAGCUAAAGCACUUGGAGUUCUUGAAGCAGCCAGUUGUCACUCAAAAAGCAAUGUCUUCUAAUAUGCCGUCAACGCCGACGCUAAAGCAAGCAAAGAUGAAAUACAGAACAGACAGCAAAGAGAGCCUGAAGUCUACCCCAAAGCCAUCACCAAGCAGGAGCAUCAGAAAGGAUUCAAAGGAGGAAACACCAGAGAAAGCAAAGACAGAGGCAGAAUCCACUCAUGAAAAAACACAAAAGACAGAGAAAAAAGAAAAGGUCCCACUGAAAAAGGAAAAAGCAAAGGCACCUGAGAAAGAAUCAAAAGCAAAGAUUGAGCAAUCAGUACAGAAUGAAACUCCUGAAAAGAAGAAGCCUGAAAUAAAGCCCAAGGCUGAAAAGGAAAGGACAAUUAAGAAGGAGGCCAAAAUUUCAGUGGAAAAGAAAAAGGAGGUUAAAAAAGAAGUGGCAAAGAAGGAUGAUAUUCUCAAACAAGAAAGUAAAAAAGAAGAAAAAGUGAAGAAAGAGGACACAAAGAAAGUUCCAAAGAAAGACUUCAGAAAAGAGUCACCUAUGAAGGAGAAGAAGGAAGAAAAGAAAGAGCUAAAGAAAGAUGUCAAAAGGCCCUCAAAAGACAUAAAAAAGCCUGAAGAAAGGAUGGCAGCACCUAAACCAAAGCCCCUGAAAAAAGACGAUGCCUCAAACAAAUUUGCAGGGACACCGUCAAAGUCAAAAGAGAAAGGGAAACCUAAGGUUUCAAAGAAAGAGACAAAGGUUGGUAGUGGCAAACUUGCAGCCAGUGCUGCUGCUGUUCCUGCUGUUGCUGCUGUUGCUGCAGUUGCUGCAGUUGCUGCUGCUGCUGUUGCGAAUGAUCCUGAAGCAGAAAGAUCUCUGAUGUCCUCACCAGAGGACCUUACCAAGGACUUUGAUGAGCUCCAAACUGAAGAGUUCACAACAGACGAUGCGACGGUGCAACAAAAUCAGAAAGAAGAGACUGUGAUGAUCCACCAUGAAGAGAUAAUACAGACCAAAGAGUCACCUGAGGCCUUGGAGUCUUUGGACGAGGGUAUAACCACAACAGAGGCCGAGGGAGACAGUGGAGUGACCCCAGAGGAGCAAGUUCUCAAGGUAAAACUCAACGAAUAUCCAAGUGAGAAGUUUGAAGAUGAGGGCACUGUGAUGGAGGAGACGUCUGAAGGAGGAGAUUAUGAAGAGAAGGGAGAGACAGAGGAAGUUCAUGAACCCCAGAGAAUGGAAUUAGAUAAUGACAAACUUACUCCCAGUGAAGAGGAACACAGAGACAGACCCGAUGAAGUCAAACCAGUGGACGGUGUUCAAGACAAUGAUGAUGUGAUGAAUAAAAAUGUAGAGGAUUCACUCAUGAAUGAAAGACAAAGAGAGAAACAGAAUCUGUUUGAACCAGCCUUACCCAAAGUGUCCUCGCCUGUUUCUCCAGCCGCAUCAAUCCAUGAUGAAAUGCCUCCAGUUGGCUUCGAGAGCUCAACGGCCUCAGACGAUGAGUACCAAGAUGAAGCCCCUGAGGUGUACACCGUCACUCAGUCCACCAUCAAGAUCUCCAGUGUGCCUACUACCAUAGAUGAGAUGUUGACUCCUAGGGACGUUAUCAGCAAUGAAACCACCAAUAAAGAGGCAGAAUCUCCUCCACAGGAUAGCGACAGGUUUGUGACUUCCGUCACUGGAGAGUAUGAUAGGAAGAAGAUUUCUCCACUCCAGGAUAUGCCAGGAUCAGAUCGCUCUCAUAGUGAUGCCACAGAAGGCCAAGACUACAACCACUCUGCUUCCACGAUAUCUCCACCUUCACCGCUAGAAGAGGAUAAAUUCUACAAGGGCUUUGCCUCAGCAGGAAAAGCUGAGCAGUAUGACACAGUUCAAGAGUCAUUUGAGAAGCAUGAUGCAGAUCUAACAGGACUCAGUUCAACCUCCACAACAACACCUCUUGUUCGUUCUCCCUCAGUCGACCGGAAGGAUACAUUUGAUUCCCUGUCACUUUUUGCUGCUCCAAUCGAAUUGUCCACCACACUGACAGGGUGCACCCAAGCAACAGCAGAAUCUGUCAGCCCAGAUGACAAGACACUGGAAGGAGCUAACUCGCCUCAGUCCUCUGGUCACACUCCUUAUUAUCAGUCACCAGUAGAUGAAAAAGCAGCAGGUGUACCACCUGUCUCAGAAGACAAAGCACAGGGUCCAAUAAUUGUGGAGCUCACAAGUGAUAAAGAAGAUUCCUCCAACAGAGAUACCCCAGAGCCUUAUGAGCCAGAACAAGAAAUGUGCUCACCUGUAGAGAGGGUGGCAUCAUCUCCAAAAAGCCAAUCUCCAACUGAACCCGAUUCCCCAACCAAGAAGGAUACAUCACCAUUUGAUUUAGAUCCUAAGAAGAUUGGAGAAAACAGCUAUUCAAUGUUGUCCUCGGCACCACCGACCAAACAUGAUUUAGACACCAAUCCCUUUACCGCGGCCAAAGAAGAGAGCAAAAUGUCUAUUUCAGAGGGAACCACAUCAGACAAAUCAGGAUCCCCUAUGGAGGAAGUGGUAGCAGAAGACUUGUUCUCACAUUUAGCUUCAGCAUCCACUGCCUCGCUGGCCACCAGCUCCUUUCCAGAGCCGACCACCGACUCUCCUUCCCUUCAUGCUGAGGUAGGCUCUCCUCAUUCUACAGAAGUGGAUGACUCACUGUCUGUCUCUGUGGUUCAGACACCAACCCCCUUCCAUGAGGCUGAGGGAUCUCCAUCCAAGGAAGAUAGCCCCAGGCCCAUGUCAAUCUCCCCAGACAACUCACCGAAGUCAAAAAGCAGAACACAAAAUCAGGAUAUGAAAUCCCCAGAGCACUCAACCAUGUCCAUUGAAUUUGGCCAGGAUUCCCCUGACCACUCCUUAGCCCUGGACUUUAGCAAGCAAUCCCCAGAACAGGGGAUUGCUUGCACGGCAUCUGUGGUCAGCAGCUCACAUCCUACAGAGAAUGGUCCAACUGAGGUGGAAUACAGCCCCUCAGAGGGUACAGAUGUGAGACCACCUGGAGAAUCUAGCUCCCCAGUGGAGCAGCCUUUAGUUUUUGAAGCCGUUGAUGUCCGUGCCACUUCUGCAACCCCAUCAGAUGCAUCUCAGUCCACACCCUCUGUUACAACCCCAUGUCAAAUGGCUGAGAUACUACAUAACAUGGCUGAGCAGAGAGACAAGUCUCCACUCACCCCCAAGGCAUCCUCUCUCACAGAGUCUCCCCAUUCCACUGAGCUAUCCCCAGUUAUAGGAGGUCCACGGGCAAAGGACAGCACCAGCCCAAUUUCACCAUCUGUGGAGAGCAUUUCUAAUAGAUGUGACACACAGCAGAAAUACGACAAGUCACCCUCACCUCCCAAAGCUAGUUCUCCAUCUUCAUCAUUUUCCCUCUCAAAAGAGGAGACACCUUCCCCAGCAAAGGAGACAAAUCCAUUUAAAUGUGAUGAUUCUACACACGGAGCAAUAUCCCCUGUGGGCCCCAAACCUCCUACCCCAUCCUACCUACCACUAUCCUCUGAUCUGUAUAAUUAUAACUCAGCCUGUGGGUCAAGGGACCCCGACACCACGAAGAGAAGCCCCUCCGCUGCAUCUAAGACGGAUGUUGACCUCUGCCUAGUCCCUUCAUGUGAAUACCGUCACCCCAAGACAGAACUAUCCCCAUCUUUUAUGAACCCUAACCCUGUGGAGUACUUCAUUAAUGAAGAGAACGUCUCAGAUGAGGAGAAGCCUUUGGCCAAGUCAGGAGGAGGGCCCCCACCUCCAGAGGGUAAGCUUCCCACCAAGCAAUGUGAGGAGACCCCACCAACAUCCAUCAGUGAAUCUGCCCCCUCCCAGACAGAUUCAGAUGUUCCACCAGGGACAGAGGAGUGCCCCUCUAUUACAGCAGAUGCUAACAUUGACUCUGAAGACGAUUCUGAGACAUUGCCUACUGACAGAACCCUGACCUACAGGCAUGCCGAUCCUCCUCCAGUGGCUUUCAGGGACUCCGCUCCAUCCUCGGGCCCCCAUGAUGUCUGUAUGGUGGACCCAGAAGCCCUCAAGGCUGAAGAAAAUCUCCACAAUGCGAACACAGAGGGAGGCGAAAAACCCAAGAAGAAAAAACUCACAAAAAAGUCUUCAUCACCAGCCAGGAAGAGUACUCUGACAAAAAUCAAGGACACCAAGACUGCCUCUCCAAAGAAGUGUGUCGGAGAGGGAAAAGAUGCCAAAAACGCAACAAACACCUCUGCGUCCAGAGGUGUGAAAAGUGCCACGUCAGGUGCUGGCAUUGGGAAGGCAUCAGGUGCGGCAUCUCAGCCGAACUGUCCUCCAAUGUUCAUGGAUUUGGUUUACAUACCCAAUCACUGCAAUGCCAAGAAUGUGGAUGCUGAGUUCUUUAAGCGGGUGCGCUCCUCUUACUAUGUGGUCAGUGGCAAUGAUCAGACUGCUCAGGAGCCCAGUAGGGCUGUCCUUGAUGCUCUGCUGGAAGGAAAGGCCCAGUGGGGAAACAGUAUGCAGGUCACCCUGAUUCCAACCCACGACACCGAUGUGAUGAGGGAGUGGUACCAGGAGACCCACGACAAGCAGCAGGAGCUGAACAUCAUGGUCCUGGCCAGCAGCAGCACAGUCGUCAUGCAGGAUGAGUCCUUCCCGGCUUGUAAGAUAGAGAUGUAAGACCUGUUCUGCACGAGAUCUGUGGAGCAGGAGACCAAGUGAUAAUGAGAAAUCUAUGUAGCAUAAAAACCCAAGCAGACACUUAACAAACAGCAUAUGCUAGAAUGAUACUUCUUGUGCCCUAUAUCAUCGAACCUUAAAUAUCUGAACUGAGGAUUACCUAACAGAAAUUAGCGUUGAGGGACUCCAUACAAAGUAGAAUGA